Molecule: messenger RNA, 1654 nt
Organism: Moneuplotes crassus
Lineage: Eukaryota; Ciliophora; Spirotrichea; Euplotida; Euplotidae
Source: the annotation of a GenBank genome assembly
AGAAAAUUCAAAUCAAUAUGCAAGACUUGUACAGCGUGAAGGAAGAAGAUGAAGAGAACUGUGACGAGAGCAGGACUUAUAGUGCCAAGAAUAAGAGAUCCUCCGAGUUCUCGUCGAUCACUAGUUCAUUAGAGUUUAGUCAGAAUAAUUCCCAAUUGGUGUUCUUUUAUUUUACAGAGAGUGAAGAGGAACCUAACGGAAAUCCUCCAAAUCUGAACUUGCAUAUGGAAAGUAAGAUAUGUGAGUUUUCAAGGGAAGAGCUGAUCUCAAUGCAUAUUGAGAAGGAGUAUUCCUUUGUCUUGACUUCUAAGAACGAGGUAUUGCUUAUAGGUAAUUUUGCAUCAAUGUUGAACUUGCCAGAUAAUGCAAAACCUGAGUUCCUAAAGCUUCCAUUUCUGCAUCAGAUGAAAAUUGUGAAAAUUGCUUGUUCUGGAAAUUGAGCUCUUUUUCUUUCAGAACAAGGAUCCCUAUACUCUUGGGGAAAGGAUGAGGAGCAUCUAGGCCUUCUCGGAAUCGAAAAUGAGUACCACCAAUCAACCCCUUCUGCUAUAAAAGCAUUGAAAGGCAUAGAGAUCAAGGAUAUUUCUCUCGGAACAACUCAUGCUUCUGCAAUUGACUCUGAAGGAAAGUUAUACACCUGGGGAUAUGGUGAAGGAGGAAUUUUAGGCCACGGUGAAGAUGUAAAUCAGCUUGAUGUUCCCACUAAAGUCGAUACUUACUCCCAUUUCACCAUCAUCAAGACCACUUGCUCUGCUAACUCCACCCUAUUCCUUACGGACAAGAACAUUUUCUGUUGCUUGACUAACGCUUCAAAAACUGGGGCUUCCCAGAAUUCUCAAUUUCUUUCAAUACAUUCAAAAGCAGAUUUGGGAAAUAGCCUAGUUGGAAUUUAAGAAGGGAACUAGGCAGAAAAGGGAGGAAGUAAGCUCAGGAGAGUAUGGAUUUGAGUUUUCAGAGCCUUUUGAGGGGGUAGAUCGGAGAGUUGGAAUAGAGGUAGACGUCUUGGGGUUGCUGUGGCUUGAGAGUUGUUUUGUAUCAGUUCUAUCCUAUGCUGCAAAUGCGACCAGUACAUGAUUGUUAACUAAAGAUGCUUUACUAUUGUUAGAUUCUUCUAGAACCUUAUUCCAGCUUGACCAGAUCUUCAGUACAAAGGAAGGUCCACCAGAAAACACAACUAUAUUUGGCUUCCAGUCCUCAUUUAUAUUAUUCACAGAAGACAAGAUGAUACAGAAAGUCCACUCAAAAGAGCUUAGACCCCCCAUCCAAAAAACACCUCUAGAUCACUCCCCAGACAAAUCCUGCUCAGAUUCCUUCUAAAAUCCCCCAAAAUUUCCAAAAAUCCGAAAUUUCCCACUACCUUCUAAUCCACUACGAUCUCUCCUCUGCUCAAUGCCGUAAGACAGUUUAUUCCUUAUCAGAACCCCUGUCUCCUCUCAGUACGCCCAACGAAGUCUUCCUGGCUCUCAACAGGAUUCCCUUCUUGAUCAGCAACGAUAAUUAUCUUCAUAUUAAGAAACAGAGUUCAUACCUGAUCACACCUAUGAAGGUUGAUAUGAAGUUGUGGAAGUAUGUAGACAGGAGACAUCAGAGAUAGAUAAGUCUUACAGAAGACAUAAUCCUCUUAUCCUAGAAGAAUUAAAAAUCGAACCAUCAA